CGACACCCCCAGGACAGUGCUCCACCACCGCGGACGGACAACCAGACAGACGGACAGACAGCUACAACCUCAACCUCUCUUCAGCCAAUAUCACGAGACCAGCGCUGUCCGCACCACGCUAAAAAUAUCCUCUCUGUUUUUUUAUGUUGUUGAAACUUUGUUGAGCUGUUUCAUCGUAAGCAAACACUUCUUAUAGACGAGUUUCGGAUAGAAGCAACCCUUCAGAGUCCUUACAUAUCAUCGUGUUCGGUGGCACAGAGUUUUGAGCGCAUUUCACCCACGAUGUCCGCCAACACGCAGCAGAGCAAGAGCUGCCCCAUUCCCACGCGUGUCCUGCAACUCAAAGACUGGUCCCAGCUCCCAGACUGCUACAGUCAGACCCCUGGAGGAACACUCUUCUCCACCACACCAGGGGGAACUCGGAUCAUUUAUGACAGAAAGUUCCUCCUGGACUGCAGGAACUCUCCCAUUGCCCGGACCCCACCCUGUUGUUUGCCUCAGAUUCCUGGGGUGACCAUUCCUUCACACCAUCCAAUGUCCAAACUGCAGGAACUCAAAGAGGAGCUGGAGGAAGAGAAGGAGCUGGCAGCUGAUGACAACCAGUUUGAGAUGGACAUUUGAGUCUUUCAUCUACCUCCUGUGGAGACGUCUCUAUUUUAUCUGUCGGGAUGUUGCUGCUUACCCCACGAUCAGCGGACAUUACAUAUUCACCAGAUUACAGGGCUUUUUAAUGAGCUAAACACCCAAAGGGUGUCUUAUUCUUUUGUUUAAAAGUAUUUGUUACACGUUUACCAGAAAAAGAAAAAAAAACAAACAAACACAUGAUUCUUUGUCAGUGUUUUAAAGUUCUUUAUUGUACAUAUGGUACUUUUUUUUUUUUUUUUAAGAAAAUGUAGCAUUGCGUGUGAGCCGGGGCAAAACCAUGGCAAAAUCUCUCAUUUCUGAGCUUUAUAUUUCAACAAACAUUGUUGAUUGUUUAAUGGUAAAGACCGACUGUAUGCCAAAUGAAUGUCUGCUGCAUAUGUUUGGUGUUUCACCCGAAAAAGCACAUCAGAACAUAAAUGUACACCGUUGUGUGCCCUCAGGGUUUUCCUGGUGUUUCAUUUGCCUGGAUUUCCUCAGGUUUUAUUAUUUUGAUUGAAAUAAAAAAAUUAGAAAAAUA
Messenger RNA from Labeo rohita (rohu), 1162 nucleotides. It is a transcript of the gene eif4ebp3l, whose product is annotated as eukaryotic translation initiation factor 4E binding protein 3, like. Gene Ontology annotation, cellular component: cytoplasm. Lineage: Eukaryota; Metazoa; Chordata; Actinopteri; Cypriniformes; Cyprinidae. Bases 283 to 621 code for a protein of 112 amino acids. Gene Ontology annotation, molecular function: eukaryotic initiation factor 4E binding. The record is from RefSeq and is a predicted model, not a curated record. Gene Ontology annotation, biological process: negative regulation of translational initiation. The transcript is spliced from 3 exons.